AUGGGUCUCACUGAGGACUUGAAGGCCAACCCUCCUUGUCAUCCUCGCGCUUGCGCAAUCCAAGACUGCUUGACGAGAAACAGCUUUAAGGAAGACAGAUGCCAGUCGGCCAUCAUGGCUUUAUACGAAUGCUGCGAGGCCUUCUACCGAUUCAAGGGUAGCCAGACAACCACCGUUAGCUGCCCCAAGCCCGAUCUGCUACAGUUGAAACUCAACAGACUGCGUGAAGAGUUACAAGUGGCAAAGAAAUAG
Molecule: messenger RNA, 252 nt
Organism: Colletotrichum destructivum
Lineage: Eukaryota; Fungi; Ascomycota; Sordariomycetes; Glomerellales; Glomerellaceae
Product: Putative cysteine alpha-hairpin motif superfamily, mature-T-Cell Proliferation I type
Exons: 4
Coding region: 1-252 (83 amino acids)
Cellular component (GO): mitochondrial intermembrane space
Source: RefSeq, a predicted model, not a curated record